Cryptotermes secundus is the source of this 968-nucleotide messenger RNA. Its product is annotated as cuticle protein 16.5. The transcript is spliced from 3 exons. The coding region runs from base 29 to 826 and encodes 265 amino acids. The record is from RefSeq and is a predicted model, not a curated record. NCBI's taxonomy places the organism in Eukaryota, Metazoa, Arthropoda, Insecta, Blattodea, Kalotermitidae.
ACUCGAAGUCCAUAGCAACCGGCGCACCAUGAAGUUCCUGAUUGUCCUCUGUGCCACCGUCGCCUGUGCAUUUUCAAAGCCUGGAGUCCUUGCCACAGGAGCCAUUGGUUAUGCUGCCCCGUCAAUCGCUGCAUCCGCUCUAGCAGCUCCUCUAGCUUACACCGCCCCUGCUGUAGCUUCGCCUCUGGCUUACACCGCCUCUGCAGUGGCCGCCCCUGCUGUAGCUGCGCCUCUGGCUUACGCUGCCCCUGCUGUAGCUGCGCCUCUGGCUUACGGUGCUCCUGCAGUGGCCGCCCCUGCUGUAGCUGCGCCUCUGGCUUACUCUGCCCCUGCUAUAGCUGCCCCUGCAGUGGCAGCCCCUGUCUCCGUGAAAACCCAGUAUCACGCGCAGGAUGUGCUCGGACAGGCGAGUUACGGACACGCCGAGCCUUUCCAGACCCAUAAUGCAAUUCAGGACGCCGCUGGCAACAAGAUCGGCAGCUUCAGCUACCUGAGUCCAGAAGGCAACGUGUUCAGGACUGACUACGUUGCUGAUGCCCUGGGAUACCGCGUUGCAAGCAACGCCCUGCCCGUCGGACCCUCCCUGCCCCUUGCUGACACCCCUGAAGUUGCCGCUGCUAAGGCCGCACACCUCGCUGCCAAGGGCGCAACAGUCAUUCACCGUGUGAGGCGGCAGAUCAUUGGGCACACGCCUGCUGCAACCGCCCCUCUGGCCUACGCUGCUGCCCCCGUAGCAUAUGCUUCCCCUAUUGCAGCUAUCCGACCUGGCAUCCUGACCAACAUCGUCAACACACCCGGACACGCCGUCUCCUACCGCGUCGACUAGACUGCACGUCGUCAUUUGACCCAUCCAAUGCUGAACACUGGCUAUGACUGAACUUUGUGUGAUUGGUGCGUGGAUGUUGAGUGUUUUGUGCGCAUACAAUGUUAUUAAUCUCUAUUUAAACAAAUAAAAUCACCCAACAAAU